Messenger RNA from Trematosphaeria pertusa, 942 nucleotides. RefSeq lists its product as uncharacterized. Lineage: Eukaryota; Fungi; Ascomycota; Dothideomycetes; Pleosporales; Trematosphaeriaceae. The coding region runs from base 1 to 942 and encodes 313 amino acids. The record is from RefSeq and is a predicted model, not a curated record. The transcript has 2 exons.
AUGGGCAUAGCCUGCUCGCAUCCACCGCCACCUCUGGUCGAAAUCGCUGGCUCGCGCAACAAGAUUCUCAUUCCCGCCGGGACCUCCUUCUCAGUCCACCCACCGCCUGAGCUUACUCGCCGCGGGCGUCGUAGCAGCCGCCGAGUACCAAUCUACCAUCGCGUCUCAUCACCCUAUUCCUCAUCUGCCAACGAUUAUCGGCCAAUAGGCAGACCACGCGAGCGUGGAAGAAGACCACCAACGUUGUCAGAAGACACAGAAAGCCAGAUGAACUUCAUGGAUAUGAGUCCGCCGGGAGGAGCAAGGACGCGGGGUGCGCCUGGUCCUGGGAGGGGGUAUGGAGGCGGAGGAAUGCCGAUGGGAGGGAGGAGGCCGAGACCUGGCUCUGGACCAGGACCUGGACCUGGAAUGGCAGGGGCGUAUUUCGAUCCAGGAGAUGUGAGGGCUCGUUCGGCGCCGGAUUUGCAUGGGGGUUAUCCGUAUGCGGGGAUGCGAACUCCGCGGCCACGUGUUAGAGGGAUGGAAUCGACGCUGGCAAGGGGUAUGAGUCCUGGUGGCCCGGGUUAUGUAGCAGGUCCAGGAUAUGGGGCCGGCGCGGGAGGUUUAGGUGGUGGCAAUCCGUACGCGUAUCCUCAGGGACGACUAGGGACGCCAUUCCAAGGUCGGUCACAAACGCCGAUGCAGAUACAACCGCAACGUCGUCCAUCCCUGCGUCCUCCGGGGCUCAAUGAGGUUCCCAUGGGGGCCUACGCGGCUGGCCAUCCGGCUCCUCCUGUCCGCGCGAACACUGAUCCUCCGACUUCGAAACGGCUCAACCGGACGCAACCUACGAACAAAAAGGUCGGACCAUCUGGUCAGGAAUGGAUAGAAGGGGAUCCAUUCCUAGAUGCUUGGGCAACGAGUACUGUAUCGGGCGCAAGCUCAGGAUGGCGAUGGACAUAA